Messenger RNA from Adineta ricciae, 248 nucleotides. The record is from the annotation of a GenBank genome assembly. Lineage: Eukaryota; Metazoa; Rotifera; Eurotatoria; Adinetida; Adinetidae.
CUCCAAUGCAUUUUUCAGUAGAUACCAGUACAAUAACCGCAAUACGAUUUCCUAAUCUUCGCGAAGUUCACGGCUAUAUAUUAUUAGCUUAUUCAUCUAUGCAUUCGUUUUCGUCAAUGUUUCCUCGUCUGUCAGUUAUUCAUGGAAAAGAUUUAUAUCAUGGUUAUUCAUUGAUUAUUAUGGAUAAUUUUUUAUUAGAAAGCUUGGGUUUAACAUCAUUAAUUAGCAUACGCCGAGGAAAAACCUGA